AUGUUCAUGCCCAGAUAUGUGUUCCCCACAUACAACAUAGCAAAACAAGAUUUCAAAGGACACCAGCUGAAAGCACUGAGAAAACUGGACUCCCUGAAGCCGCAAAUCCAACUGAUCUGCGAAAUCAGAGAUAUAAGGGCGCCGCUCUCCACACGCAACGUGCUCAUCGACAAGAUAAUCGACAAGAGGUUCCACGAAAAACUCGUAAUCUACACCAGGAAGGACCUGAUGACACACAAUCCGGAGUACCUCCAGAAGCUCUCCGCAUGGCACGAACAAAUUGGCGAAAACUACAUAAUGAUCAACUCCAAGAGAGCGCCUGAUGUAGCGAACGUCCUCAAGACGCUGCAAUGGUACAAGAAAAAGUAUCACGACAACCUGGACGGCAUCCCGCCGCCAAUGGGAUACAAAGUCCUCGUCAGUGGCAUGCCCAACGUCGGCAAGUCCACGUUAAUAAACUCAUUGAGAUACCUAGGGAGCGACGCCAACAGGGGCAAAAAAGUCGCCAGAACCGGGGCCGAGGCCGGCAUUACGCGCUCGACGAGCGAGUUGAUCCGGAUCGGCGCGGCGCACGACCAACUCUAUCUGAUCGAUACCCCGGGAAUUGGCCUGCCGGGGCGACUCAACGUCGGCAACAAGAUGAUAGUGCUGUCGCUGUGCGGAUGCAUCAAACAGGGCGUCAUCGACCCGAUAAUAGAGGCUGACUACCUGCUGUUCUUGAUGAACCUACAACGCGGGGCAACAGAACGCUCGUCUUUCCUGCAGUGGUAUCCCGCGAUCGGUGAACGCCCGAGUAACGACAUCUACGAGGUACUGGAAAGGAUGAGAAAGAACAGGAAAUCGACGCUCGAAGACCUUGCCAGAUCGUGGAUCCAGAGGACCAUCCUUUCGCAUGAUCUCAUUUUUGACAAGGAGCUGCUGCUACCCGCCGACGACUUCUCCUUCCGAGACUAUGUCAGGAACGAAGUUGCGUCAUCCGCAAGUUUCGGAAUGUCGACGGAGAACACGCGCAGAACGACGCGUCAGAACGACUCGUCCUUGUUCCGAAAGCACAUACAAUGA
Zygotorulaspora mrakii is the source of this 1062-nucleotide messenger RNA. RefSeq names its product putative GTPase MTG1 (gene MTG1). NCBI's taxonomy places the organism in Eukaryota, Fungi, Ascomycota, Saccharomycetes, Saccharomycetales, Saccharomycetaceae. Gene Ontology annotation, cellular component: mitochondrion. The record is from RefSeq and is a predicted model, not a curated record. Bases 1 to 1062 code for a protein of 353 amino acids. Gene Ontology annotation, molecular function: GTP binding; GTPase activity. The transcript has a single exon.